CGACAUGACCUACAGAGGUACGUUUUCGUGUCGGACGGCAAUUGGCAUUUCUUGGUAAAAUCAAAGACAUCUUCUGAUCCCAAGUUUUGUCUUUACCUAUAUGUCGAUUGUAGAUCGAUUUGUUUUUAUAUAAAUAAAUAUAUAUGUAUAUAUACCUACAGAGAGAUUGUAGAUCAUACAAACGCAGAAUCGAGUACUAGUUAUAUUUGAUCCUUAUUAUGGCCGAGGAGGACAAUCAGCAAACCAAUAUGCCUCAACCUGAUGAUGAAUUAAAAACAAUCCCAACACUAAUGGAUUCAGGAUGUCACACAGUUUCAAAAACAACAUGGCCUGAGGUGGUGGGCCUGACAGCAGAUGAAGCAGAAAUGAAGAUAAAGAAAGAGAAGCCGAGGAUUCAGAUUCAGGUGGUUCCACCGGAUCAUUUUGUGACUAUGGACUUCAGAACAAACCGAGUCCGGCUAUACGUCGAUUCCUCAGGAAAAGUUGUCCAGCCACCUCGUAUUGGGUAGUUAAACUUUAUCAUUUUCUUUGAAAUAAUCUCAUUUCCAGUCCUUCCAAUAAUGAAUCUUAAAAGACCUUCAUAAUGUAUCAUAUGGAAAUGGUGAUGAUUGCUUGUCUUGUUUACAAUCUGUCAUCCAACAUCUCCAUCCAAAAAGUUGUGCAUUUUAAAUCCAAUGAAAGUACGUUUGUGUUGUGAUUUUC
Molecule: messenger RNA, 702 nt
Organism: Cornus florida
Lineage: Eukaryota; Viridiplantae; Streptophyta; Magnoliopsida; Cornales; Cornaceae
Product: subtilisin inhibitor CLSI-I-like
Exons: 2
Coding region: 219-509 (96 amino acids)
Biological process (GO): response to wounding
Molecular function (GO): serine-type endopeptidase inhibitor activity
Source: RefSeq, a predicted model, not a curated record